Molecule: messenger RNA, 6060 nt
Organism: Cyclopterus lumpus (lumpfish)
Lineage: Eukaryota; Metazoa; Chordata; Actinopteri; Perciformes; Cyclopteridae
Product: NEDD4-like E3 ubiquitin-protein ligase WWP1
Exons: 25
Coding region: 562-3432 (956 amino acids)
Biological process (GO): ubiquitin-dependent protein catabolic process
Molecular function (GO): ubiquitin protein ligase activity; protein binding
Source: RefSeq, a predicted model, not a curated record
GACGACUAGCAAAGCGGCUCGGUGACGCUGGACCCGUUAGCACGCUGGCUCGCGGGCAGCAGUGGGAGAAGAGCUAACUUAAGUUUGUGACGUUAGCUCGCUGAAGUAGCAGCGGGCUGUACGGGCGAAAGAUUAAACAAACACAGUGGAUAUUUCGAUUGUGUGAGGAUAUAACCAUCUGACAAGCUCGUUAGAUAUUGCAAGGGCAAUUCGAGGGACAGUCGGCUAUCGGGAAGAUUGUAACUGAAACAAAUGACAUUAAAAACAGCGUUUCUUCCAGUGGCUAGCUGGUUAGCUUAUUGAUAGCGGGCUAGCUGACUUUAGCUUUUCGUUGCAGACCGCUGCCAGUGGACCUGGAUGCACGUCCUUAUCUGACAGAUACGGUUAAGGCGGUGUAAAACAUCCAGGGCAAGUAUGAGCUGACCAAACACUGUCUCCGAUGUCAUAGAUUACUACUUGGAGAGCAUUGCGCCGGGUGUCUGAGGAACCAUGGGACACAGAGUGGACUGAACCAGAGGGUCUAGCAGCACACACCAAUUGUCUCCCACUGUGGUGUAUGACAUGGCCACGGCCUCUUCUAGAGCCGAGUCUAGCCAUAACCACAGAGGAACAUCACAGCUCCAUGCCAUUGUUUCCUGUGCCAAAUUCAAGAGGAAGAAAAGCCUGUUUGGGACUGCCAUUUAUGUGGAGGUGACAGCGGAGGGGGAGUCGCGACGCACAACAAAGUCCAACAGCUCCUCCAGUCCUAAAUGGGAUGAGACGCUCACUCUGAAUGUAACACCGCACACACAGGUGGAUUUCAAAGUAUGGAGUCACCACACCCUGAAGGCAGACGCUCUGAUUGGCAAAGCCACGCUGGACCUAAUUCAAGCCUUGGAGCAGCAUGACAGAAAAUUGGAGAAUGUGAAGGAGGUGCUGAAACUGAGCGUGGAGCAGAAGGGAGCUCUGGUUCCCGCUGGCGAGCUGACUGUCUACCUAGAUGGCCUGACAGUCACUGGCCAGGAAGAACUGGCACCACUUACCAACGGCAAUGCAGCAAAUGGCACCAAAGUUCAACAGAACGGCGAUACCAUCCAUGAAAAUGGAGACUCAUCAUCUUCUUCCUCGAGGGCUGCUAGCAGCGCAGUGAAUGAGACAGAUUUGGGCCCGAGGUCAACUUCCUGUUCGGUCUCCAAUGGUGUGGAUGGACAGGAGCCUUCCAGCUCCUGCAGCCUCGCCCUUGGUCACGUCGUCAAUGGAGACGUCACACCCAACUCCACCCCAGUCCACCAACCUUUAGAGGGUGACACAGAGAGUAGGACGGUCAACGGAGAGUCCUGUGAUGCUGCGCUUGGGCCAACGUCUGCUACAACAGGUGAUACGCUGCCCCCUGCAGAUGACCAUGAGGACUGCAACCAAGAAGCCACCCCGCCAGACCCUGACACAGCACCGGAUAGCACACCUCAGACCCUGCCAACCUCCACACAGGCUCCAGCCUCCUCUUCCACUGCUAAGCCUAUCGAUGGCACUGCUGCUGCUUCCUCCACAUUUGCCUCCCCGGCACAGGGCCCCCAAACCAUCACAACCUCCUCAUCAACAACCCCCUCCCCCCCAGCUUUAGAAGAAGCGAAUGCUUCAGCAGUCGUCGGCGGUGGUAGCAGUAGUAGCAGUGCAACUGUAACUACAGAUGGGGCCAAGCCCAGGCAGCAGGCCCCCAAUGCUGGAGCCGCAGACCCUCUGCCGCCGGGGUGGGAGCAGCGUAAAGAUCCGCAUGGUAGAACUUAUUACGUAGACCACAACACCAGAACUACGACCUGGGAAAGACCACAGCCACUACCACCAGGUUGGGAGCGUAGAGUGGAUGACCGGGGCAGGAUCUAUUAUGUGGACCACAACACCCGCACUACCACAUGGCAGCGUCCCACGAUGGAAUCGGUCCGCAAUUUUGAGCAGUGGCAGAGCCAGCGCAGCCAGCUGCAGGGAGCUAUGCACCAGUUUAACCAGCGAUACCUCUACUCUGCAUCCAUGAUGUCGGCUGAGAACGAUCCUCUCGGCCCGCUACCUCCUGGAUGGGAGAGGCGUGUGGACUCCAAUGACCGAGUGUACUUUGUCAACCAUAGCACCAAGACAACGCAGUGGGAAGACCCCCGAACCCAAGGGCUACAGAAUGAAGAUCCUCUUCCCGAAGGUUGGGAGAUCCGGUACACGAGGGAAGGAGUUCGCUACUUUGUGGAUCACAACACCCGAACCACCACUUUCAGCGAUCCCCGCACCGGGAAGUCCUCUGUCACCAAAGGCCCUCAGAUUGCCUAUGAGCGCAGCUUUCGAUGGAAGCUUGCCCAUUUCCGCUACUUGUGCCAGUCCAAUGCUCUCCCUAGCCAUGUGAAGAUCACCGUCUCCAGACAGACGCUGUUUGAAGACUCUUUCCAGCAAAUUAUGGCCCUGAAGCCUUACGACUUGAGGAGGAGACUCUACGUUAUCUUCAGAGGCGAGGAGGGUCUGGACUAUGGUGGCUUAGCCCGAGAAUGGUUCUUCUUGUUGUCCCAUGAAGUGCUGAACCCCAUGUACUGUCUGUUUGAGUAUGCCGGCAAGAGCAACUACUGUCUGCAGAUCAACCCAGCCUCUGCUAUCAACCCGGACCAUCUCUCCUACUUCUGCUUCAUAGGCCGCUUCAUCGCAAUGGCACUUUUCCACGGCAAGUUUAUCGACACAGGCUUCUCUCUGCCUUUCUACAAACGCAUGCUGAACAAGAAGCUAAUACUCAAAGACCUGGAGUCCAUCGACUCCGAGUUCUACAACUCACUGAUAUGGAUAAGGGACAACAACAUUGAAGAGUGCGGUCUGGAGAUGUACUUCUCAGUGGACAUGGAGAUCCUGGGGAAGAUCACUUCUCAUGAUCUCAAACCUGAUGGCACCAACGUUCUCGUCACUGAGGAGAACAAGGAGGAGUAUAUCAGUCUGAUGGCAGAGUGGAGGUUCUCCCGCGGGGUGGAAGGUCAGACCAAAGCUUUCCUGGACGGCUUCAACGAGGUGGUCCCACUUCAGUGGCUCCAGUACUUUGAUGAAAAGGAGCUUGAGGUGAUGCUCUGUGGAAUGCAGGAGGUAGACCUUCAGGACUGGCAACGGAACACGGUGUACCGCCACUACACAAGGAACAGCAAACAGAUCAUCUGGUUUUGGCAGCUGGUGAAAGAAGUGGACAACGAAGUGCGACUGCGGCUCAUGCAGUUUGUCACCGGAACCUGCAGACUUCCUCUGGGCGGCUUUGCUGAACUCAUGGGGAGUAACGGACCCCAGAAGUUCUGCAUUGAGAAGGUGGGGAAGGACACAUGGCUUCCUCGGAGCCACACAUGCUUCAACCGUCUGGACUUGCCUCCUUACAAGAGUUUCGAACAGCUGAAAGAGAAGCUGCUCUUUGCCAUCGAGGAAACGGAAGGAUUUGGCCAAGAAUAGACGGAGGAGUCCUCUUGUAUCUCUCUCUCUCUCUCUCUCUCUCUCUCUCUCUCCCCCCCCCCCCCCCCCCCAUCGCUGUCUAUUCAGCCAAGUUAAACAAACAACAACAAAAAUAAUUGCACAAGAUAACCACCAAUGUAUAUAAGCUAUUUUGUCAUUUAAAACCAAAUCUUAAUUUGCAGCAUUGUUUUUGCCGCAAUCCUGUUUCCCAGCCCUUAAAUAUGCAAGCAUUUCAGCUCCUCUGUUUAAAACAGAACUCAUGGAUAUCUUUUUAAUGUCCUCCCCACUGCUGACUGGCUUUUUAAAAGAGACUGAAAGUGUUUUUGAGAGGAUUUUUUAUAGUUGGAGCGCAAUCUUCUUUUAAAGCUCUAGUUCUAUAGAGCUACCAAAUAGCAAGAGUGGUAUUGGGUUCUGGUGCCUGAAUUUUUUAUUUUUUUUCCCCCCGUUGGACUUGUAGUAAUUGUUGCAGUUUUUUCGUGCUUGCAUGGCUGCCUCUGAAGAGGACACGACUCCUGUGGCCACCCUCUACCACCAUCUAUACUAAACACACACAAAUACAUAACCCUCUCAUACGUCUGGACCGCCCCGAGUCAGAAGCAUCAUCUGAUCCUCCCUUGGAUGAAGUCGUGAAGAUAUCAAAAGGCCGAUGGUGAAUCGAGAAAAAGGUGUGACUUGCCUGUGUGUGGUGACAGUGGGGCCUGAGGGUCAUAGUUCAGAUGUUUUAAGCCAGAGACGCUGGACACGUUCCGACUGCAGCCCAUCGUUUAGGAAAAUUGUCCCAACAAAACAAAACAAGACAAGACAGACUCCGUAUUCUCGACGGUUUCUCGUUUGCCUUUUUGAAGUGUCCACUGUGGUUUACAAAGCAACAGCCAUGAUGAUGCUUACAGAUCACAUUGACUUAAGUUCCCCUCAGUUAUAGGUACCACAGGAGGAAAAUCCCCCCGACAGGGCAGCUUGCCUUCAAACAUCAUACGGCCGAUGAUAUUUGUCUCUCUCGUGUUGUAUUACGGUCCAAAAGGCUUCUGUUCACAUGAAAGUUAAAUUGUACUGAAAGCACACGUUUUCAGCUUCACUUAUUACCAACCAUUAACUAAUUACAACACAAGCCUAUGAGGCAUAACAAUCCGAACAUUAUUGCAAAAUGGCAGUACUUUUAUAAUUUUUUUAAAAAAUGUUUUGCUCAGUGUCAAAGGAGACCGGCACUGGACAAAAAGAAAACCUAUCAAAUUUCAUGUCUUGAAAGCAACAUAUAUAUAUAUAUAUAAAUAUAAAUAUUGCAUGUAGGCAGUGGAGUGGAAACUGUCCAAUAAAAUAAGCAUUAAAACACAUUUAGGGGUUGACUGUGUUAGAAAAUAACUCUUCGGUCACGUCGCAGUCAGCAGCAGGACUGAAGCCACAAGAUGAGCUUCAGGACGCCGUGGCGAGCCCCAUUUCCCGAGGUCAUCCAUCCAGUUCCGUUUACUCGGCCCACGGUCAGUCUCAGUCUCAGGUUUUGUGCUGAGGUAAGAGAGCCUUAGUUUAAUAAAAAAAUAAAAAAUGCAUGAGUCUGUAAAUCAGUAAGAAAAACUGUAAACUAACCGUUCGCAUACAAAAAAAAUGAGUCAAGACCCUGAAGUGCCACAGACCAAACAACGCGUGUAGACUAACGCAGCAUUGCAGUGCUACAUGUGUUUUUAUUUUGCGCGCCCCCCCUUUAAUGCUUCAGGGGGGACACAUGUUUAAUUUUUCAAAAUGUCACGUCUUAACCCCACUGUUUCUGAACUCUGGUGCUUAUUCUUUGGCUCAGUGGUCUAAACGCAGCUCGGGCAGUGGCAGGCCAUCCACCUCGUGUCCUCUAGCAUUGUGGGUAUUUACAUUUUCUUUCUCAGACCACUGCAAACAGCAGAUAGCCGCUUCAGACUUGCGUUUCCUCGAGCUGUCAGUCAUGUACAUAACAUGUAUUUCGCCGUCCCUGCCGAGGAGCUGGAAGGAGGGGCGGUCGUAUGAAGAAAAAACCCAUUUACUGUAGCGAAAGGAGCCGACUUUUGAAAGAGGAGUCAACACUGCAUAACUCUGUGCUUCCUUUUGAAACAGAAACCUGUAAUCAAAGAAAAAAAAAUCAACUGUGUAUGUGAAUAUUCAUUGUAUAAAGAUAAUGAAAGUAAAUAAAGUACUUAAAUAUUAUAAAUAAUCACAAGGAGCCACCGCUCAAUUGAUGGAAUCUGUGAUGCCUUUUUUGUUCUUAUCCGGAAUAGACGGGACGUUUCGGGGGUCGCCCUCGUAGCCAGUGACACGGGUGUAUUCACGACACUGUCCCAUCGGUUCAGGACCCCCAUACGCAUCCGAACUGUAACAUAUCGCGUGUAGAUACACACUGUAAACACCAACGGCACUGUACAGAAUGCCCCUUUACUGGAGACGAUGUGUAUAGAAGUUUCAUUUUUCAAUCUGCUUCCACCCAUCUUCAAAAAAGGAAGAGAUGCAAAUAAACAAGUGGAUAACCCCCCCACACACACACACACAGAAUGACAAUGACCACGCUCUGUUGUGUGAUUAUCAGGGGGGUGAGAGGCCUUCUGCUCAGGAAUCACAACAAAACGUAUCAAUUCUGUUCUACAAGGAAAAUAAAACGCUGUGCUCUUGGUU